This is a messenger RNA of Microplitis demolitor, 1481 nucleotides long. It is a transcript of the gene wus, whose product is annotated as dnaJ homolog subfamily C member 22. The coding region runs from base 339 to 1475 and encodes 378 amino acids. The transcript has 6 exons. Lineage: Eukaryota; Metazoa; Arthropoda; Insecta; Hymenoptera; Braconidae. Gene Ontology annotation, cellular component: plasma membrane; early endosome. The record is from RefSeq and is a predicted model, not a curated record. Gene Ontology annotation, biological process: endocytosis.
AUUGUCUGUAAACUUCGAGUCAUUAAUUAAUUGCAACGAAAUUAAAGACGUCGAUUGUUUAAAGUCAUUGACCUAGAUUUUGAAAUAAUCAUGGUCAAGAUCAAGGUAAGAAUUGGUGGCGAGGUAAAUAUGCUUGGAAAUAAAUAACUGGAGAGUAUAAAGAAGAGAGGAGAGUGGAGAGGCAUCAACAAUCGCAUGAGAACCACGUCAGGUUUAUGAUCCCGUUAUUCUUCAGGUAUAACGUAAAACUGUGACGUGGGUCUACAGUCUACAGGCAGCAACGUGGACACGAGUCAUACAAGUAAUUGCCUGAGUUUUAGUUUGAGUGAAAAUUUAAAAUGGAACUGACGAACAAUAGAAAGGAACAGAAGCCGAAGGCAAAUGGAACCGCUCCGGUAAUCGCGGAUAGAAAAUUAAAGUCCAAGUACUGGGCUUAUUUCUGGUGGGUGUUUGGCGGGAUAUUUGGAGCACAUCAUCUUUACCUUGGAAGAGAUGCGCAUGCUUUCAUAUGGUUUUCAACUUUAGGAGGAUACUUCGGUAUCGGGUGGCUCAGGGAUUUGUUUAAAAUUUCUACGUACGUCGAUGACGCUAAUGAUCAUCCUCAUUUCGUCGAACAGUUUAAGCUGUCAGUGAGACACCACAAGAAGCCAACGUUUUCAACAGUAAGAUUUAUCGGCGCACUUAUAGUUGGAUACUUAUGGGGUUUAUUAUUAUGGAUGGCAAUACCUCAAGACGAAAUAUACGGAUUAAAUUUACGUCAUCUCAUGAUCUUGGUACCGCUAGCAGUUGCUCUAGGUGUAUGGGUAAUAGGAAACAUUGGCCGAGAGCAAGGAUCUCUAUGGCCUACGUUGGUGUGCUCGUAUUUGAUGUACCCGACCCUUUAUUACAUCGGGGAUGACAGCACCUGGUUGAGUCUGAUGGUUGUCGUGGACGCCCUGGUGUUCGACACCUUCAGCAAGGAAUGGAGACUCAAGCCACGGGAAAAAAAAUCAGCUGCCAAGCGGUUCCUCGGGUUAGCUCUCGCUGUUAUUCUCUACCUCGCUCUGUGGACGAGUUACUUCUACUUCAAUGCCGUUGUCACUGACAGUGACGGAGAGGAAAUAAAAUUAUCUGAAGCUGUCAAACAUUUCUUUACCUCGCCCAUGUGGCUGGACUUGAAAACGACGUUAUGGACAACGUGGGAGCAAAUAAAAAAUCAGGGAUUCUGGGCCACGUGGCAGCAAUUAAUAGACAUGUCAGAUUUACGCGGGGAAAUGAAUGCAUACAAAGUCCUCGGUUUAUCUCAAACAGCAUCAGAGAGUGAGAUCACAACUAAAUGGCGCAUGUUAUCCAAAGAACAUCAUCCUGACAAAGUAAAAGGUUCGGAUGAAGAGCGUAAAGCUGCGCAGGACAGAUUUAUGGAGAUCCAACAGGCGUACGAAAUUUUAUCGAGCAAAAAAAAUCGACGACAACGUAAAAAUCGUCGCAAUGGAUGAUUUUAA